This is a messenger RNA of Oryza sativa Japonica Group (Japanese rice), 977 nucleotides long. RefSeq lists its product as uncharacterized. The record is from RefSeq and is a predicted model, not a curated record. Lineage: Eukaryota; Viridiplantae; Streptophyta; Magnoliopsida; Poales; Poaceae.
GGAGUUUAGGAACGCAUGGCAACAGCUUCGGUCGUGGGAUGGCGCGAUCAAGUAGGAAGUUGUGGGCAUGUAAUUUACUAUUUAAAGUUUCCUAAUACAACAGAAAACGCUGCCAAGUUUCUUCUCGCUCGUUCUGUUUUGAUCGGCUAAACUUGCGGUAGUUCGCUAACAAUCUUCAUAUUAUAUAUGCAGCCUGCCUCCAUCACGACCACGACGUACUCACAACCUCGCCGGAGAUCCAAGCAGCCCGUUCGAUAAUAAUCCUAUCGGCGGCGGCGGCGAUCACCGACCGGCCAAGCAGCAUAUAUACCUUCGGUUUCGUAAUUUUUCUCUCUUGUUCGUUCUCCAUGGCGGCGAAUUUCGUCUGCUUCUUCGCCGGCUUGUGCAUCGGCAUAUCGAUCCAGGCGAACGACGAAGAGCAGCAGCGGCGGCGGCGCCUCGUCGAGCUGGAGCGGCGCGGCGAGGAGCGGGAGAAGCAGGUCGCCGAGAUGGUGAGCCGGGAGGAGGAUCGCGAGCGGGAGCGGAAGAAGAACCUGGACAAGCUCGACCAGAUCGUCCAGAUCCUCAGGAAUCUGUGACCGGAUAGCCGCCGGCCGCCGUGGAGACGAGGCUCGCCGGAGCUAGGAGAGAUGACAAUAACAGUGUUAUUACUACUGUACUAGAUUAUUACUCCCUCCGUCCCACAGUAUAAGGAAUUUUGAGUUUUUGCUUGCAACGUUUGACCACUCGUCUUAGUUAUAUUUUUUUUGUAAAUAUAAAAAACGAAAAGUUGUGCUUAAAGUACUGUAGAUAAUAAAGUAAGUUAUAAAUAAAAUAAAUAAUAAUUUCAAAAAAUUUUGAAUAAGACGAGUGAUCAAACGUUGCUGGCUUUCUCUGUAAUCAUUUGUCCCAUAUUUUUCGCUUUUCUUUGUGAUCACUUGUAGUACCAAAUUUAGGCUUUGUUCUAAUGUGCAAGUCAUUUAUAAGCUUUUCGCCAA